Messenger RNA from Nakaseomyces glabratus, 951 nucleotides. RefSeq names its product Asi2p (gene ASI2). NCBI's taxonomy places the organism in Eukaryota, Fungi, Ascomycota, Saccharomycetes, Saccharomycetales, Saccharomycetaceae. The record is from RefSeq and is a predicted model, not a curated record.
AUGAAUGAUCAGGAAGGAGAUUCUGACUCGGAACUAUACGAGCAGUAUUUGGAGGAUAGGAGGAGAUUACAAUCUAGGGAGGAUGCCCACGAGAUACAGACAAGCGAAGAAGUAUUACAAAGAAAUCUAGAUGAGACUUUAAGUCGGGUACUUAGGAACUGGAGCCAAGAAAUUGAUAAUCAUCAUGUGAGGAUACGAAUUACUGGCAGAAGGCAUGAGAACACGAAUUCUAAUAGUCAUACAAAUAACUCAUACAAUAAUGGUGCAGCCACUGAGAAUAGAAAUAAUAAUUAUGGAAAUAUGCUAGGUAUAAAUCUCCCCUCUCACAAUAGUAUUGGUAGCAACAGCAAUGGGGUGAAUCAAAGAACACCCUUCGCUCAGAGACCCUCAUUUUUCAGAACAUUGGUCAGGAACUUACUAGUUUUGAACUAUCUAGUACUUUCGUUAUUAUUCCCUUUUUCACUAUACAAUGUAUUGAGAAGUGGAUUUAGUACCAUGACAUUUUCAGAGCGUGAUUUCACUAGAGAGAUUUUAACAUAUUGGUAUGCAAUAGAUACAGUUGACGUUAUCAGUCUAAUAAAGCCAAGUACCCCAGAGACAUCCGAUAGCGGUCCAGGCUUAGGACUGUUAGGGAAAUUUCAUAACAUCAUCGUGUAUUACUCAUUGCCAAUAGGUGAGGCUCUUUUGAGACGGAUAUUGAAUAUAGAUAGGUCAUACACAGAUACGGAAGAAUAUCCUGUAUCAGUUGGAAUUUAUAGAAUGAUUCUCGGAUUUUUUUUCAGAUGGUAUAAGAAAAGCAUAAAGAUUGUUACGAUAUUAGUUUAUUUGCUAUAUGGUAUUGGAGGUACAACCUAUCUAAUGAUUGCUGGGUUUUUCUUUAGUCUAUGCGUGGGUCUAACUAUAGUGAGAAGGUAUAAGAGUACGCAGCAGAUACUUUCAGGACUUUUUUAA